This is a messenger RNA of Chrysochloris asiatica (Cape golden mole), 432 nucleotides long. It is a transcript of the gene ATP5PD, whose product is annotated as ATP synthase, H+ transporting, mitochondrial Fo complex, subunit d. Gene Ontology annotation, molecular function: proton transmembrane transporter activity. The transcript has 5 exons. Bases 1 to 432 code for a protein of 143 amino acids. Gene Ontology annotation, biological process: proton motive force-driven ATP synthesis. The record is from RefSeq and is a predicted model, not a curated record. NCBI's taxonomy places the organism in Eukaryota, Metazoa, Chordata, Mammalia, Afrosoricida, Chrysochloridae.
AUGAGCCGGGUUAGCGUUCAGCUGCUAGCCGAAUGGUCGACCAGCGGCUCUGGAGGAGGAAAGACCUGGUUGGCUACUCUACCCGAGGCACCGCCAGCUAUCGACUGGGCUUACUAUAAGGCCAACGUGGCCAAGGCUGGCUUAGUGGAUGACUUUGAGAAGAAGUUUAAAGCCCUGAAGAUCCCAGUGCCGGAAGAUAAGUUUACUGCCCUGGUGGACGCUGAAGAAAAAGAAGAUGGGAAGAGCUGUGCUGAGUUUGUGUCUCUUUCAAAGACUAGGAUUGGGGAAUACGAGAAACAACUGGAGAAGAUGAGGAACAUUAUUCCAUUUGACCAGAUGACCAUUGAUGACUUCAACGAAGUCUUCCCUGAAACCAAAUUAGACAAGACCAAGUAUCCCUAUUGGCCUCAUCAGCCCAUUGAAAAUUUAUAA